Messenger RNA from Heterobasidion irregulare TC 32-1, 462 nucleotides. RefSeq lists its product as uncharacterized. Gene Ontology annotation, cellular component: mitochondrion. Gene Ontology annotation, molecular function: oxidoreductase activity. The record is from RefSeq and is a predicted model, not a curated record. The annotation marks the transcript as partial. NCBI's taxonomy places the organism in Eukaryota, Fungi, Basidiomycota, Agaricomycetes, Russulales, Bondarzewiaceae. The transcript has a single exon.
AGUCAUAACCCUUCCUCUCCUCCGUCCAACAGAGCCUUAGCAAUCUUACAAUCCGCUCUCUCUUCUCCGUAUCCUCCUGGAAAAUCUUCUGCACCACCGCUGCGGUUCAAUCUCGAAGUGAUCGAGAACACACCGCCAACCGCCGACCAAGUGAAGACCAUCCUCUCCUACCUGCCUUCGGUCGGCGACUCUUCUGAUCCUCACCACAUCGCGAGGCUGCUCUCGUCGCACCCGUCUACUCCAGCACUCCCUGAUCGCCCACAUAACGCCGAAGCCCUCGUCCGUCUCGCGAGUCACAACCCUAAUGCCAUCCAGUGGCCGAUUGUCGUAGACUGGGAUGGCGGACGGGCAAGUGUCGGGAACGUUGAGGGCGUGAGCGCUAUUCUGGAGGCUCUGAGGCAGAAGAGAGACGGGGAGGUGAAAGAUGCAGAGGAAUAUAAACCAAAGGGGUGGUUCUCGUAG